This is a messenger RNA of Dictyostelium discoideum AX4, 246 nucleotides long. RefSeq lists its product as hypothetical. NCBI's taxonomy places the organism in Eukaryota, Evosea, Eumycetozoa, Dictyosteliales, Dictyosteliaceae. The transcript has 2 exons. Gene Ontology annotation, cellular component: extracellular region. The coding region runs from base 1 to 246 and encodes 81 amino acids. The record is from RefSeq and is a predicted model, not a curated record.
AUGAAUCGUUUAACCUUUUAUGGAUUAUGUUUAUCAGGCGCAGUUGGUAUGGGUUUAUUAGUAGGUUCACCAAUUUGUAGACCAGUUUUUGGUGAAUUAUUAGGUGCAAAUAGGGAUCAAGAAAAACGUGAAAAAGAAAUUAAAAUUUUAAUGGCUGGUGGUACAAUUGACCCACACCACAACCACCACGAUGAUCACCAUGAUAGUCAUGGACAUGGUCACGGUAAAAUAAAAGGACACCAUUAA